This is a messenger RNA of Neospora caninum, 3204 nucleotides long. RefSeq names its product putative gamma-glutamylcysteine synthetase. Lineage: Eukaryota; Apicomplexa; Conoidasida; Eucoccidiorida; Sarcocystidae. The record is from RefSeq and is a predicted model, not a curated record. Gene Ontology annotation, molecular function: glutamate-cysteine ligase activity. Bases 1 to 3204 code for a protein of 1067 amino acids. Gene Ontology annotation, biological process: glutathione biosynthetic process. The transcript has 9 exons.
AUGGGGUUCUUGGAGGAAGGCGCGCCGCUGGCCUGGAGAGCCUCGGAUAGAUACAGAGCGACAGUGAAACGGAGAGGCGUCCGCGAAUUCUUGAAGCUGUUUCGCCACUUCAAAGACAACCAAUGUGACCGCGCCACUCUCUGUUGGGGCGACGAACUAGAGUUCUGCCUCGUCAAACUGGAUUAUGACGCCCAAAUUCCACGGCUUCUGUUAGCCGCCGAGUGCGUGUUGGACGAACUCCGGCCAAGAGAAGCUUUGCUGUCGCAGGCCCUUUCGUGUGAGCCGCCGCCGACGUGGCGUCGCGUGUUGACUCCGCCUGCGCAGUCGCUGUUGCACAACCUGACUUCUGUGGAUAACGGCCCGGGCCGCUGCACUUCGUUCUCUCCUUGUGGCGCCGCCUUCGCGUCUUCCUCUGCGCGUUCGAGCCAGAAAGACAGCGAAGGAGAGCCGCGCAGCAGCUCCGGCGCACCGGCGUGGCAGAUCAGUGGAUGGCACCCCGAGUAUGGGCGGCACAUGGUUGAAGCCAUCCCGGGACAAGCGUUUCGUCUGGACUUGGAUUCGCUCUUCUACCUCCUUCCCUCCAUGCAGAUCCGACGAAAAAAGAUCCAGGCUGUUAUGCCACCAGGCUGCCACGUGGUCUCGCUGACGAGUUUUCCCACGAUGGGUGCACUCGUCUCGGACCUUGCAAGGCCCGGCUCUGCAGAAAAGCCGAACGCUUCGUGCGACGAGCCGAGCCGAGCGGGAUCGGGAAAACGGGGAUCACAACCGAAUCGGCGCGCUGCGGUCUCCGCUGUACCUACACUUUCCCCUGGAGACUUCGCCUCGCCCCCCGCCGUUCCUGAUCCUCUUCGCGGCUGCAGCAGGAGCAUUUUUGUCGGCGACGGAGUCAUUCAAAAGCACCCGCGGUUCCGCACCCUCACUGCGAACAUCCGCGAGCGGCGAGGCAAAAAGGUCGACAUUACUGUUCCGCUGUUUCAAGAUGUCUGCACAUUUCCUGGUGCGGAAGGAGCAAGCAGGAGUGGCGCGCCUACUGGCGAUUCAGCCGAGGCGGAGAUGCCACAAGAGGAGGAGUUGCGGCGGCAACUCAUGAUGGAGGGAAAGGCUCUGCAUGACGGGCGAUCGAUCUACAUGGACCACAUGGCCUUCGGCAUGGGCAUGCACUGUGUGCAAGCGACUUUCGGCUGUCCCUCCCUUUCCGAUGCACGAUACCUGUAUGAUCAGUUGGGUGUCCUUGCUCCUUUGUGGCUCUCGCUGACUGCGGCCACGCCGUUCCUUCGGGGGCUGGUCGCGGCGACAGACACGCGUUGGGCGACGAUUGCCGGCGCUGUCGAUUGCCGCACCGAGGAGGAAUUCAAGACUUUGCCCAAGUCUCGCUACGGCGCGUUCUCGCUGUAUAUAGGUGACCAUGCUCCUUUACGAGAUAACAUCGACUUCUACAACGAUGUUCCCGCUCCCGCCGACCCGCGGGCGUAUGCGGCCUUAAUUGCAGGCGGAGUUGAUCCUAUCCUCGCUCGCCACGUCGCGUUUUUGUUUGUACGGGACCCGUUGGUGAUCUUUCGAGACAAGGUUGUGGAGUGUUCGGAAGAAGACGAAGAGGCAGUGCGGCGCCUCGAGGCCGAGGCCCAGGUCGACUGGGGACGGGAUGUCUAUGACGAGAGGUAUCAAACGACAGCGGACUUCGAGAACCUUCAGUCCACAAACUGGAAUUCCGUUCGAUUCAAACCGCCGCCGUCUUUCAAAAAACAACUCCAACAAGCUUGGGGACAAAACCCGAAUUCGGGGGCAAACGAAGACGGCACGCAAAGCCAAGUUAUGCAGACGGGAGACGGGCGGCAGCUGAGAAACGAGGGAGAGGAAAAUCUCUGCGCAACUGUACAGACACACGACAAGAGUGGGCCAAGUGGACACGCCAUCGAGUGUUGGAGGGUCGAGUUCCGCACACCCGAGAUCCAGCUAACGGACUUUGAAAAUGCUGCAUGCAUUGCGCUCAUCACGGUCCUUGUACAGGUUCUUCUAGAGGAGCGUUUCGACUUGUAUAUUCCCAUGUCCUUGAACGAGGAGAACAUGCGGCGUUCGAGUCAAAUCAAUUCGAUCAUGACGCAGAAGUUUUGGUUCCGUAAAGACAUCAGAUCGGCUUCUUCCGAUCGCUCCUUUGGAGAGUUCUACCUCCACGAAAUUCUCUUUGGCGUUCCCAUGGCACCCGGACGCCAAACACCUACUGUCGCCCUUGUUCCGGCGUGUCUAAACUACAUGGAGCGAAAGCUGCCUAGUAGCUCGCCCUACGCCACUGCACAACUUUUGGAGUUUUUCGAUUUUAUUCGUCAUCGAUCGCAAGGCAUUCUUCCGACAAAUGCGUCCUUCUUCCGAGCUUACCUAGCUGCACACCCUGACUACAAGCGUGAUUCUGUGGUAUCCCAGACAAUAAGCUUUGGCGUAUGUGAUUUAGCGGUGAAGAUAGGGCAAGGCGCUGUUCGCGUUGAUGAGCUUUUUGGGCCGUUUGCAGAUCGCGUGGGAAUGUGGAUUUCAGUUGACGGAGAUAUCCAAACAUGCCUGGGCGUUUCGAGGCCCGUGGUGACGUCUGAUUUCCCCUGUCCACUCGCGGGCGGCAUCGCGUCUGUGCGUGAACAGCACUGUGAUAACGUUCCCGCUGCCGAAGAUUCUCAGGCGUUCGUGCUUGGGAUGAAGCAACGAACUCCAGAGAACCCCUUAGGCAGCAAUGGCGACGGAGUUUCCUUUUCCCCGGAAGAAGACUGUCCCUGCGAUUUUGAGAGAACCACCAUGAAGGGUUCUCUCUGCUUCGACUCUGGGCUCGCCUUUUACCUCGGAGGCUGUGUACCUUUCACAUUGCAGAAGGCAUGGAAAGGCAAAAAACUUAAGAGUUAUCUUGGCUUCAGAUAUGGGGAAAUCGUCGGUGAAGUGGCAAAGAGAGAUUUCGGAAUCCAAGAAGACCCCAACGGCGCCAUCAAGUGCGAAUUCCCUGGCUCAUGUCGCCGCCCCAGCACGAUCACCAAUGAGGACGCGACAUGGGCAUGGAUGCUCUCCACUGCAGUGGGAGGGCGUGACACAGACACUGGCGCUUCCGAUGAGAAUGGGUCCACUUCUUGUCCAAGCUUGGGCGAGAUCUGUGACAUUCCUGACGAAGCAAAAGCAGAGAAAAGAUAUAGUGGAUCUAGUGAGCAGGAGGGAGCCUGCUCUCAGGCAUAA